GAGAACAGGUAAAAAAAUCGGCAGACAGUCAUAUCCGAGCCAGCGAAACACAUGCUUGCAAAGUGAAAUGGCUUUGAAUACGGAAAAUUCGAUAGCUCUUUCUCAAAGUAUGGAUUCGGUUAAUACGAAUCCCGACGAAGAAGUUAGAACUCUGUUCGUAAGCGGCCUGCCGAUGGAUGCAAAACCGAGGGAAUUAUACCUACUAUUUAGAUCUUACAAGGGUUACGAAGGAUCGCUGCUUAAAGUGACUGGCAAAAAUGGAAAGAAUACAUCACCAGUCGGUUUUGUGACAUUCGCGUCGCGAAUAUUGGCAGAAGCGGCGAAACAAGAUCUUCAAGGAGUCCGAUUCGAUCCGGAUCUACCGCAAACACUGCGCUUAGAAUUUGCGAAAUCUAAUACGAAAGUGACGAAACCUAAACAACAGUCGCCCCAACCUGCAGCUACUCAUCCCACCGCUCUUUUCCAUCCCUUAACGGGGCAGGAAUUAGCAGGAGCUGGCUUUUUUCCGGGUCUUGAAUGGACUACGGCGCAUCCUCUUGCGGCUGCUUACGCCGAACUUGCGCCCUCCGUUACUCUAGCCGCCCACCCGACGCUCAUUCAACAUCCGGCCCUGGCUCAAGCCGUUCCGUUCCCUUGGAUUCAAACUCCGAAAAACGCCUAG
Molecule: messenger RNA, 661 nt
Organism: Dimorphilus gyrociliatus
Lineage: Eukaryota; Metazoa; Annelida; Polychaeta; Dinophilidae
Source: the annotation of a GenBank genome assembly